Molecule: messenger RNA, 2394 nt
Organism: Arctia plantaginis
Lineage: Eukaryota; Metazoa; Arthropoda; Insecta; Lepidoptera; Erebidae
Source: the annotation of a GenBank genome assembly
AUGGUUUUUGGAGCAGCACUACUUCUCUCAAUUAAUCUGGCCUAUGUCCAGUUACUGAUUCACCCGGAUAAUGGCUGUGACUUCGCUGAGAGAUUAUCGAGCAAGCAGGCGUCUUCUUUUAAAAAUCCACAUUGGCCUGCCACCUACGCUCCUGGAACCACAUGCCGAUGGACGUUCGACUGUCCAAUAUGGUAUGCUUGUCGUCUGCGCUGCCUCGAUGUUGGUCUACCUCAAACGGAUGACUGUUAUAUGGACAAGUUGCUGGUGUCAGGCUCAGGAAACCCGCAGCUCGAAGGCGCGCAGGUCUUCUGCGGCCGAACGGAAAUCAAUUUUAGAUCCGUUGGUUCAAGAUUGACUUUAGCUUUGGUCACAAACCGCUUGAGUCCAGGUGGUAGGUUUAGAUGUACUAUAAGAUCUGAACCUUGGACACAGCCAUGGUUCAUGUCCCCUUGUACACCUAAUCCGAUGCUGGCAAAUCGCAAUGGAAUUUCUCAUGAAGAAGGGGAAGUGUCACAGAAACAAAAAAUUAUUACAUCAGCUAACACUAAUCACAGACGCUUAAGUUCAGAUUUGCCACACACUGGUCUUGUUCAAUCAAGAAAACCGCACACUGAACUUGAACUAGAAAGAAACCCACACAUUAAGAAUGAACCAGAACCUUAUGCGAAGCAUGUUAAGGCAAACUCUUCAUACGUAAAGUUUAUAAAAGCAGAUUCCUUUAACGCCAAGCGUCCAAGAGCUAAGCUGUUAAUAGGAAAUGCAGAAAGUGACGUUAUGUAUGCUGACAGUAUACAAGCCGGAUCCCCGUACCUUGACAAUUUUGAAGAUGGGUCACCGCGGCUUCAGAAUCCAGAACCAAGAUCCCGACAAGUGGGACAUACACUAUCAGAGUCAUCACCAGUUUACCUUGACCAGAGCGUACAGGGACUUACUGAGUAUUCAGAACCAAAAAUCUCACACGUACGGCAUAUAAAAGCAGAGUCACAAUAUGGUAAAAGUUCUAAACUCCGUUUAAAAUCACAAUUACCGUACCUUGACAAUGUAGAAUAUGCAACACCACAUACUACGUACGGGCGAGGGAAAAGCAUAUAUGUAAGAUAUAUACAAUCAGAAACAUCACCCGCUGAACUUGACCUGGACGAACACGGGCAUACUGAGAAUUUAGAAGAAAAAUAUUCACACGCAAGGCAUAAAAAAGUAGGGUCACAACGUGGUAAAACUAAACUCCAUUUAAAAUCACGUUUACAGUACCUUGACAAUGUAGAAGACACUACACCACAUACUGCAUAUGGGCAAAAAAGAUUCCCAUACGUAAGACAUAGACAAGCAGAAUCACCACCCACUGACAGCGUUGACCUUCAUACGAAAAUAGAUACACUUUACCCUGACAAUUUAGACGUAAAUAGCCUACCGUACAUUAAUGACGCAGAAUCAAGUGUCGUUCAUAUAAGGCGUGCAAAAGCAGCUUAUCCACACUAUAAGAGCUUCCAACCUCAUAAAAAGUUAGAUUCAUACGUUGAAAGCGUAGAAGUAGAGUCAUCACAUACUAAGAAUAAACUCGUGAAAAAUCCUUAUUUAAAGCUUGUAAACUCAUCACCACCUGAAAGUUUUCAAACUCUUAGAACAUUUCACCAUGUAUUAGACUUGCCUCCGCAUAUUCAAAAAUCGAAUACCCCGCGGUUGAGGCGUGUCAAAUCAGGAUUACCUUACGCUAAUAAUUUCAACCCUGACCAAAAAGUGAACAUACCAUACCUUGACAAUGUACAAGAUGGGAUUGAAACGGUAGAAGCAGAACCCGUACGCAUAAAGCCACUAAAAGGAUUACCGUAUAAUGAACGCACACCCCAAGAGGAGUCUCGCCGCAAGCAUAAAGUCGUGUCUCACGUCAAACGAACACAACAAGGAAAACACCGAGGGUUUAAACAAAAGUACGUACAUGAGGCAUCGCGUCGUGUCAGACAUGAAAUUAUACGGACACCGUCUAAAGCUAACCAGCUACCAGCAGGGCUGCCACGGAUUACACACCAACGAACAGGCUUACCACAUAGUAGGCGUGUACCCAAUCGUCAGAUGAUAACUGUUGCCAACGCAGAAUGGCCCAGUCCUUACCUGCCUAACUUAAUUUGUAGGUGGGUAUUUGAUUGUCCGUCUGGGUACGCUUGUCGACUCCGGUGUCGUGAUGUUGGGCUGCCUAAGACACAUGGAUGUUUUCUGGACAGGUUAAUGGUAUCAACGUCGGGUAAUUUGGACCUGUCUGACGCCCACGUCUACUGCGGCGGGAAGAAAGUCAACGCCAGGUCUAUUGGCUCUAGGAUGGUCAUGGGUUUAGUCACAAGUGAAACGUCUCCAGGCGGUCGAUUUAGAUGUAAAGUGAGACCUGAACCAUGGGUGUAA